AUUCAUUUCGAUCGAAAUUUUAUUGCGGAAGACUCACGUGUGUUCACAUUUGGGUCUUUUAUUGGCAGAGAUCAUGUUGCUACUGGAUGGGAUAACCAUCAACGCAUCAGCAUCCAAUUCGUCAAGCAUUGAUCAAAAGGACGUCCUACUACUAGAGCCGUACAUUGUUCCCGUUUUCUUCGGCCUCAUCUUCGUGUCGGGAGUCGUUGGCAAUGGCGGCCUCAUGUUCAUCAUCUGCCGCUACAAAUCCAUGCGCAACCUGCCCAACUUAUUCGUGUUCAAUCUGGCCCUCGGCGACCUUUUCGUGCUCCUCUUUGCCGUCCCGUUCACGACUUCAAUUUACAUGUUUGAUUCGUGGCCAUUUGGAGAGUUGGUCUGCAAAGCUUCCGAGUUUGCCAAGGAUACUUCGGUGGGCGUUUCCGUUUUCACGCUAACGGCCCUCAGUUUCGACCGGUACAACGUGAUUGUCAAUCCUGUCCAGUCGUACGUGGCUGGCCCCAAAUCGAAGCCGUGCAUCAUCAUCACUCUGGUGGUCAUCUGGUUGGCAUCGCUCGGCUUGGCCUUACCGGCCGCCUCAUUUUCGCAUAUUUUAUUCAUUUGGGUGAACAAAACCGGCGAAUGGACUUCGAGCAAAAGCUUGCAGCCGGACACGGAAUUAUUGCUAAUUAACGACGACACCAACAGGACUGGAGUAAUAGAGCCCAGCUAUUUCAAUGAAUUUCACGUUUGUUAUCCCUUUCCCGGAGAAUUCGGUCCCGCUUACGCCCAAAUUGUCAUUCUGGGCAGAUUCUUAUUUCACUACUUUAUUCCGCUACUCGUCAUCAGCACGUUAUACACAAUCGUGGCCCGUCAUCUCAAGCGCAGCGCUGGGAUUAUUCCUGGCCAAGCGACACUGACCGCUGCCUCGAUUAACCGUCGUUCAUGUCCGCCAGAUAAUUCGUCAAACAAUGCUAAUAAUAAUCAAGAAUCCCGUCGCAAAGUGGCCGUGAUGGUGCAAUGUUUCGUGGGCUUGUUCGCCGUCUGUUUCCUGCCGAUUCACGUCUACUCUUUGUGGUUUCACUUUGACCCGAGAUCCAAGACGAGGUACAACCAGUACUGGCACGCGUUCAGGAUUUUCGGCUUCGUCUUGGCCUACAUCAACUCGUGCAUCAAUCCCAUCGCCCUCUACUUCAUCAGCACCAAUUUCCGCAAGCAUUUCAACCGGCUAUUAUUUUGUGGCUGCUGGGGAAGCGACAGCAUCACCUCCCACGGGAGAAGUGCGCUAAGGUCCCGCUCUGAAGUUCGUCUAAACAACUAUCCGCUCAAUGAAUUCGUUCAUCACCGGCAGCAAUCACGUCCGUCUUUCGAGCCGACAGUCUAGGUUCAUCCGUGCAUUGCGUGGACAGUAAAUUCUUGACCAACUCGGAAUUUUAGACGAUGUCAAUUCCCCCCCCCCUCCUCCCUCUAAUAGCAUUACACAAAAUUAAAAAAAAACUUUUAGGAGGAUUUGAAUAAUUAUCCCAGGGAAAUUCGCUUCUUAGCUUCCUGGGAAAAUUUGAUUUAUAGCUCAAUAAAUCUGACAACAAUUUUGAUUGUGAUGAAAUUUUGAUGUUUAGCCCCGGCCCCCCAAUACCCAAUAGUGACAAAAUAGCAACAAAUUUUUCUGUGAUUGCUGUGUUAAUAAAUGUUUAAUUUCCAGAGGAUCCGUCACCUAAAUCAUUUACAUUUUUCGUACUGGUUUUGAUUCGUUCCAAAUGAUUUUUCUAACCCUUUCCUUAUCAAUUUUAUUUUUGUCACUUUUUUACUUUCUCUGACUCUCCCUCCAUUUAUUGCGUAAUAACUCUUACCCUUAACCAAGAGAUCCUUGGAUUUACCAGAAAAAUGAUGUAAUACAUUUCAUUCUAUCUCGUG
This is a messenger RNA of Daphnia pulicaria, 1890 nucleotides long. Its product is annotated as neuropeptide CCHamide-1 receptor-like. Gene Ontology annotation, biological process: G protein-coupled receptor signaling pathway. The record is from RefSeq and is a predicted model, not a curated record. Bases 74 to 1360 code for a protein of 428 amino acids. Gene Ontology annotation, molecular function: neuropeptide Y receptor activity. Lineage: Eukaryota; Metazoa; Arthropoda; Branchiopoda; Diplostraca; Daphniidae. The transcript has 5 exons. Gene Ontology annotation, cellular component: membrane.